CCAGUGGUGUCGGGGGCUCCAACAUUGGCCUGUUUGUUUGAUAGCAGAUAAUCUGAUGUGUUUCGCGCAGUUCGUGUAUUGGUUUUAAUUUUAAUUUGAUAGCCCAGCGCAAGAAAGAACAGAUCUACUUACUGGAUGAUACUAACAUGUUUUACCAACCGCUUCAAGAAUGAAGUAUCAAAUGCAGCUUCCCUACCAAAGACUACCCUGCGAUUCUUCCCGACAUAAAGUGUUGACAAGAGAUACAAAUGUGUAGGUAAUCUAAUUGAAUCAAAAGUUGUAGCAAUGGAUUCGUAUGGACUGGGGGUGUCGUUGUUGGAAUCGAGAGUAUCCCAAGUUCCUGUAGUUAGCUUUCCGACUGAUCAGUCUGUGACGAAGGCUUGCUGUGUCCGAACGACGACCCCUCACACGGCGCACACUCGUGGAGGAGGGCAAACGCGUCGUUCCCUUCUUAUUGCAGUAUUCGCCGCUCUAUUUUUUGGACUCUUUAUCGGUAAUUUGUACCAAGGACCUCUAUUUGAUUCUACAAAGCCUAUGAUUCAUCUUCGAGCACGCGAAUCCGGCAUCGAGAAUAGCUUUCAUAAUUUUCUAUUUCGAGAUGGAACCAGCAGGUUUGAUCCGUCUUCUGGAAAAGAUGUCAUUGUUUUUGUUCAGAUCCAGAAUGCAGGAGCAAACUUUUUUGAAAAACACAUGAUUGAAGACCUUGAUAUUAUGGAGAAGCCUCCGUGUCUCUGUUCUAGAAAGAGCGGCCGGAAACAGAAGUGCCGUUGUCACGCGGACGACAGCUUAAGAAAAGCAGACGAAACUCCAUGGCUUUUUAGCCGUUUAAGUGGGGGUUGGCUUUGUGGGGUUCAUGCUGACUGGACACAGCUCACAGGCUGCGUUGAUCGAGUUCUAGAUGAAGCAGACGGAGAGCCCCGCAGACGGAGGUAUUUGUAUAUCAGCAUUCUCCGUGAACCUGUUCGGCGUUUUCAUAGCGAGUGGCUACGAUUUGUAGAGAAACGGGGUCCGAGGCCUUCACGACUUCUUUGUGGGGGACGCGAGCAUUUACUACCUGAUGUGCGGGAUUGUUUCGAGGGAAAAGACCCUGCAUCGGUAACACUUGAAGAAUUUGCCUCCUGUACAGAUAACCUUGCACUUAACAGGCAGACAAGGAUGCUUGCGGAUCUACGCCUUGUUAAUUGUUACGAUACCUCAAUGAAUCAGACACAACGAGAUAUGAUCCUACUGCACAGUGCGAAGAACAACCUGCAACAAAUGGCGUUUUUUGGUAUUGCCGAAUUUCCAAACGUUUCUCAGCGGAUGUUUGAAGCGGUCUUCGGGGUUCAUUUCCAAUCAAGACCGCACCGUCGUUUUAAUCGUCUCUCCAAUUACCUUAGAAACAGCGCGAGUAGUAGCAACAGCUGGUGGUCAGCCCAAACGGAAACGGCUAUUCGACAAGCGAAUCGUUUAGAUGUAGAAUUGUACGAAUAUGGUAAAGAGUUACUGUUUGAGCGCUUUCAUCAUUUAUUUAAAGAAGGCCCAGGUGAGGAUGAGGAUCUGGAUUGGGCUGAUGGUGACGACCUCUUCAUGGAUAGAUAAUAGUUCACCAAGUCAGAGGAAAAAUGAACAUUUUCACAAACAUUUCACGAAGUCCCAAGUUGAGAAAAGGAUAAUAUUUACAUUAGAUCAUUCAUGUCAACAGAUGGGCUGCACGCAAGGAGAUGUAUGUUCGCACUGCUUGCGUACAUCUAUGUUACUUUUUUAAUACAGAAAAUUUGCUACUUUUUCUGUAGUGGCAUUGAUUCGAUAAUCGAUUUUUCAAUAAAACUGAAACAUUUGGCAUCAUUCAAUUUCUAUAACGGAUGAAGUACCGCAUAGUGCGUAGGGGCAGCUUUGGGAUUACAAGAAUAGGCAGAAUCGCCGCAAGAUUUGUUGGAUUGCAACUAUUAAUUCCGAGGUGCGUUACUUCGGUUCCCUAUAAGCGAAUUAUUUGCAACUCAGCCAUGAUAAGGAGAUAAUCAUCGUAUAUAUUUAGAGUAUAGAAGUGUGGUCUACGGAUAAGUUUAAACAACUUGUUUUUGUACAGUCUAGAAGCGUGCAAUAAUACUGUAUAAUUAGUUGAAGACCAAAGUUUUAUUUAGUUUUAUACUGCUUCAAUAAGAAUGAAUCUGCACGUUGUAGCGUCGAUCCUGUUUUUGAUUUUAAAUUAUUAGCUUAUCCAAAUUCUGAUUUUCUUACUCGUUUUCUUUUUUAAAGAUUCGAUCUUAGAGGAAUUUUUUGGCAGUUCCUCUAUCUGAAAUAAUUUCAUACAUUUUGUACAUAUUCUUAAAAAGCUUGCUUGUAUCUCAAUAUUAAAAAAAAAACUGAAAACAAAAAAAUACUGAAGGCCACCGUAGCUUCAUUAUCUAUUACUGUAUCCUAUCUGAUGAAAUGUCUACAAUUUAAUAAAUCAUGAGUGCAUUCGUCGACAGCCUACACGAUGCCAGAGAAUAACAGCUUUAAUAAAGAUUUCCUUUAAAAUACUUGCUGAUUUUUAAGGUUUAGAUAUGUUGUCUCUAUGCGAAAUUAUUCAGAUCUUUCAUUAUAUUUUUUGUAUAGAUUGUAAGAAAAAAUACGCAAGUCCAUUAAAAAUACAAUUUUGUUUAUAGGAUCUCAUAGUAGGAAGCCAAUCAUAUGAAGGCCAAAAGGCUACGUCAUUUUCCACACACCACAGUUUUCCAUGUCACUACUAACCAGUAACCUAGAAGUCUACGCGAUAAGUCGAUAAAAGAAUUUCUUGUUAUUAUUUGAUUAUACUAGGUAUUUAUGAUGUAAAAUACCGCCAGUUAAGUUUUAGUUUAAGCUUUAAGUGGUUAAUUUGAUGGUAAGUGGUGUAUUUCUUUAUCAUAUUACUUUUUAGUUGUACUUGUUACUAUUUAAUGUGAAAUCAGUGGUUUUGAAAAAAAGUAAUUUUUAGCAUCAAGUGAAGGGUAAUAAUUACAGCUGUCAUGUUACGAUCAUUAUUAUCACAAAGAAAACUGAGCCAAUCCAGGUCACGAUGUUAAAAUGAAUUUUCUUUGAAUUCUGCUACUGUCUGAAAGACCUGUCCUAUAUGUAGCUUUAAUUCUGCAAAAAGUCGUUUCCUUUUGGGCGCACCGUAAACCCCCAGAGAGUUUAAAUAUUAAGUGUAACAUUGCCGUAUUAUACUAAAGUGAUUUGAGAUUGUACCACAUUAAUGCUAAUUUAACUUCAUAGUAAACACUACGCGUUAUGACAUUUCUAUAUGUUAACUAGAUUGGUUAUAAUUACUUAUGUGCUCAUACAUGUUUAUUGUAAAAUUCUAACCUUGAGAUUUGCAAGGAUAUGAAUGGCACUUAUUCUGAUGUAAACAUGAGUAUACAAUGUCUUUCAUGUUCAGCACGUGGCACAAUAUAUAAUAACAUUCGAUCUCGUUACCUCAUAUAUAUCCUGACAGUUUAAGUCGUUUGUCAGAAGAAGCUAUGACUAGAAGCAUUUGGAAA
Molecule: messenger RNA, 3482 nt
Organism: Varroa destructor (honeybee mite)
Lineage: Eukaryota; Metazoa; Arthropoda; Arachnida; Mesostigmata; Varroidae
Product: heparan-sulfate 6-O-sulfotransferase 2-like
Cellular component (GO): membrane
Molecular function (GO): heparan sulfate 6-sulfotransferase activity
Source: RefSeq, a predicted model, not a curated record